AUUUGUUUUGGGGCUUUUUUUUUGUUAGUUUGUGUACCCUACGUACAUUGUGUAUCAAUAGCCAUUAGUCAUUCUAGCUCAGCUUUGCAAAUCUGGUGUCCUCCGAUAGUUUUGAGACUGCAAUUCUUCAAAAUUUUCUGUCAGUGUAAGUAGUUUUUGAUACCACAAAUUACAAAUUACAUUUGUGCUCCUUUUGCAGAUUUCCAGAGGCUUUUGGCUGGGUAACACUAUAUGAUAGGGAUGCAGAAGUUCUGUCAUGGAAAAUCUGACCUUAAAAUGGCCUGUUCUAUGUUGGAUCACUUUUGGAACAUUCGGAAUGGCUCUCUCUGUAGUCAGAAUGGUCAAUGAUGGGAUGUUUUGCAUACCCCUACUACAGGAUUCGUGGUCAGAUCCCUCACAGAACAAGAGAUACCUUUAAUCCAUGCUUUGGAUUUCUUUCCAAAGUUGCCUGAUCUAAGGAUAAACAUUCUUCAUUUCUACUUGCUCCAAAACAGGAUACAUGGAAGAUAUUAGUGUGGGGAAAAUUGGCCCUAGCAUUUCUACUAAACUAGAAGCCCCAUUGGGAGAAGUGGAAGUUCUGAUUUAGCAACCUUAAGAUUUUGAUGCAUGAAACUGAUAGUAUAUCAUUGCAUUGAAGUUUAGGACUUUUCUAAUCAAUGGUUUAUUGUAACAGCAAUAAACACAAUGAAACUAUGUCAGUUCUAAUUGCCUGGGUUGGUCUGACCUCUUUUUGGUUAAAUCACUACUGUUUUAGUUAACUUCUGGGGUAUAGCUAUUUCUAGGCUUUAGGCAUCUUAUUCUCACCUUUAAUUAAAAUCAUGGAAGUUGAAUAAGCUAUACUGUAACUAGGUAUCACACUAGAGAUUUUACUGAUAACAUGUGAAAAGAUUAAGACGUGCUGAAAUUUAGUCUGUGGAUCUCACUACAUGAGUUACUGCCAGUAACAAGAUGAGGACAUCUCUGUGAAGGCAGAAAGAGUAGUCUAGGAGAUUUUUAUAGUAAAAAGGAAACUGAGAAUACAGGAGGGAUGACAUGAAAUAGACUGAGAAUCAUAGUUCCCCAUCAGUUUGAUACCAGGGUAGAAAGAAUGUCUCUAAACUCCACUUGAACUGAGGCUAUGCUCCCAAAGUUGACUAAGAGUUGGAAGAUAUCUCUUGAAUACAGACUAUCAGAAGAGAAAGGCUGCAAACAGAUCAAACUAUGGGUCACUUUUAUAGUUCAAUCCAUCUGUUAGACCUAAAAUGGAAAAAUACUUAAUUAUUCCUGAAAAGCAUAUAGUCAGAGAAGGUGGUUAGGAACCAGAGGGCAAGAGAGCAGCAGUGCAAAGCCUGGCUUUGAUCUUCCCAAGGAUAUAUGACAUACAAGCAGGUCUGCUCAAAGCUUGUUCCCUUGAACCAUUGUGGUAUCUCUGUGCCAGCACAGGGCUUGUUCUAAUUCGUGCCUACGUAUCCAGAAGCAGGCCUUGGCCAACCACCUGACUGGCACAAUAAUGCAGCUAUUCUGCACAGGAAGACAGGGUGCUUUGUGUAGUAACAGCCGCCUAAGAGCGGUUCAUGCAACCCUUCUGCCUGAAAAGAAGUAUUGUUCAGCAUGAACCACGCUUCAGCCUUUCCCCAACAUCAGGGGGACAGAGCUAUUCUCAGCAGCCAGAACAGCUCCUUUCAGAGUCCUCCAUAUCUCCAUCCCACAGCAGCUGAUGAUGGCCUGCCUGCUUACAGUCCUGCAAGGGAAGACUUGACUGUGCAAUAUCCAGUGAAUUCCAGUGCCCCUUGUGAUAUAUUUAAAGUCAGGUGGAUAAAAGAAUCUUUCUGGUGGUGGCGCGUCCCCCUCCGCCGUAAGGUAUCCUGACAGCGCCGGUGGGUUUUGGUACCAAGAGAAUGCACAGCUGGGCUCGGUGACCAGAAACCGCUUUAUUCAUUGGAGCUGAUAACAGAAAGUCAAAUGCAGUCUGUUUUCACAGAUAUUGGAAAAUUCCAUUUUAGAGAUCCAUUGAACUACUGUGUGAUCCCCACAGUUCCGGGGCUGUCACCUAACUCCACUGCUUCAGCAGCUUGGCUUACCAGUGAUGGAGGAUCUCUCUUUGCUCUGCCAUCUGCUUCGGGUGGGAUUUUUGUCCUUAACCUACCACCUUAUGAUGCUCAUGAGAUGCCUUCAACUUCAUUGGUGGAGUUGAAACAGAGUUCGGUCAUGCAGCGCUUGCUUACAGGUUGGAUGCCAACUGCCAUCAGAGGGGAUCAAAAUCCUUCAGAUCUUCCUGUUAGCUUAUCUGUCCACUGUCGUGAACAUGACGCACUUCUCUUUGCACUCUACCAAGAUCAUAAACUUAGGAUGUGGUCUUAUAAAAAUCAGAUGUGCCUGAUGGUGGCCGAUAUGUUGGAAUUUGUUCCUGUAAAUAAAGAUCUGAGACUUAUUGGUGGAAGUGGAAACAAAUUACAGCUGGCAUAUUCUGAGUCAUUGGGGCUUUAUAUUGGUGUAUACUUGCAUGCACCCAAACAAGGACAGUUCUGUGUCUUCCAGUUGGUCAGCACAGAGAGUCAUCGCUAUAGUCUUGAUCACAUAUCGUCACUGUUCACAUCUCAGGAGACACUUGUUGAUUUUGCUUUAACUACUUCUGAGAUCUGGGCACUUUGGCAUGAUGAUGAAAAUCAAACCACCGUGAAAUACAUCAAUUUUGAGCACAAUGUUGCUGGUCAGUGGAACCAAGUUUCUGUUCAGCCCCUGCCAGCUGAAGAAGUGAAUAUUCGAGAUGACCAGGACCCAAGGGAAACAUUUACAGAGGCUAUCUUCCUGCCUGGCCAGUUCACAAAUGCAGCUUUGCUUAAGGCUUUACAGAUAUUUUCUCAGCAAGCUGAGAGACACAACGACCUGUCAUGGGAUGAACUGAAAAAAGAAAUUACUAUAGCUCUAGAAGAUGAGUUCCAGGGCAAUGUGACAGAAUACGAAUUCUCCCAUGAAGAGUUCAGACAAUUACAAAUAGAAUUCUGGUCAAAAUUCUACGCUUACUGCCUGCAGUAUCAGGAAGAACUUUCACGGCCACUUGCACUACUCUUGAAUCAGUGUACUAAUAUGGUGUGUCUGCUAAAAAAGGGUUACUUUUCUUUUCUUGUGCCGUGCUCCUUAGUGGAUCAUCUUUACCUCUUGCCUGAUGAACAACUGAUUAAUGAAGUUGAAAGUGCUGGCUUGGAUGAAUCUGAUUUUUCUCAUGAUCUUCUGAGUCUUCUUCAGUGCCUUCGAUUAAUUGGGGAAUCAGUUUCUGUGGAAAUGGCCCUCACAAUGGAAAUGGCUUGCUUCCGUCUCCAGUCUCCAGAGAGAGCCGCAGAACAGAUCCUUAAAGACUUGAUUGCUAAUGACACAGAAAAUAUGAUGGAAGAUAUUCACAGCAAACUACAAGAAAUCAAAAGUCCAGUCAAUGCUAUUGGGAUGCUUAUCCGGGAAAUGGACUAUGAAACAGAUGUUGAAAUGGAUAGAGGAUUCAGUCUUGUUCAGCCCAUAAAUGUGCGCAUGCAUCUCUCACAACUUUAUGGCAGUAGCACAACAGUAAAUAUGAUAUGUCGGUGUGUGUACAAGAUGUCCAUGACACGCUUUUUUAUUUGCCGGGACCUGUUGAUUUUACAGCAGCUCUUGCUACGGCUUGGAGAUGCUGUACUUUUGGGAGGAGAUCAGCUAUUCCACACUCAGCAGAACUUACUGCAUCGCACAUCUGUUUUGAUACUAUCUUAUUAUGUGAUAAGGUGGGCAAGUCAGCGUUUGGCAUCAGAUGUUCCCGUUGAUGAGCUGGAAUCAAACCUACAGCAUCUUUCUGUAUUAAAGCUAACGGAUUCCACAACAAUAACACCACUCAAGCUGGUGUCAAGCCCUCAAACAAUUGUGGAGCUCUUCUUUCAGGAAGGAGCCCGGAAACACAUAAUAUCUCAGCUCUUCCAGUCUAAUGCAGCCUUGGAUGAAACAUGUUUGAGUUGGCCUCAAAUGUUUUCUGCAAUUUCCAGUUAUCUCCUGCAGUUUUUGUGGCCAAGUAAUCCUAGCUUCCUCUUCCCAGAAUGUUUGAUGGGGGCUUGUCAGUAUGCUCAAUUGCAGGAAUAUAUUCGUUUGCUGGAACCUUGGUGUCAUGUGAAUGUGGGAUCAUGUCGCUUUAUGAUGGGACACUGCUAUCUUGUUACAGGAGAAGAACACAAGGCGCUGGACUGUUUCUGUCAAGCAGCCUCAGAAGUUGGGAAAGAGGAGUUUUUAGACAGACUAAUUACAUCUGAAGAGGUGGAAAUGGCUUCAACUCCACAGCUACAAUACUAUGAUAAGGUUUUGCGCCUCUUGGACUCCAUGGGUCUUCCUGAACUGAUCAUUCAGCUGGCUACUUUGGCAACCACAGAAACAGCUGAUGAUUGGAGAAGUCAGGCCACCUUGAGGACUUGCAUUUUUAAACACCAUUUAGAUUUAGGACAUAACAGUCAAGCAUAUGAAGCUUUGACCCAUAAUCCAGAUCCCAGCAGGCAGCUGGAUUGUUUACGACAGCUAGUGGUAGUUCUCUGUGAACGCUCCCAACUGCAGGAUCUUGUGGAGUUCCCAUAUGUGAAUCUUCAUAAUGAGGUUGUGGGAAUAAUUGAAUAUCGUGCUCGGGCAGUAGAUCUGAUGACACAUAAUUACUAUGAAUUGCUAUAUGCUUUCCAUAUUUAUCGCCAUAAUUACCGGAAAGCUGGAACAGUAAUGUUUGAAUAUGGAAUGCGCCUUGGCAGGGAAGUUCGCACUCUUCCUGGAUUACAGAAACAAGCAAACUGUUACCUUGCAGCUAUUAACUGUUUACGGCUGAUUCGCCCUGAGUAUGCAUGGAUAGUGCAACCAGCUUCUGGUGCUGUGUACGAACGUCCAGGAGCAUCCCCAAAGAGAAAUCACGAUGGAGAGUGUGCUGCUGCUCCAACGGGAAGUCACAUUGAAAUCUUGGAGUUACAGGAUUUGGAAAAAGAAUGUAUGUUGGCUCGCAUAAGGUUAACUUUGGCACAACAUGAUCCAACAACAGCUGCUGUUACAGGAAACUCAUCCCCCAAGGAGUUAGUUGCCCUGUUGGUGCAGGCUGGUCUCUUUGACACUGCUAUUUCUCUCUGCCAGACUUACAAGCUUUCUUUAAGGCCUGUGUUUGAAGGACUUACUUUCAAGUGUAUUAAACUUCAGUUUGGAGGGGAAGCGGUUUUGGCAGAAGCAUGGGACUGGCUGGCUGCAAAUCAGUUCUCAUCGGUUAUCACAACCAAGGAGAACAGUGCAACAGAUGAAGCUUGGCGUCUCUUAGCCUCCUACCUGGACAAGUAUAAGUCAGAAAAUAGCCCAUACCACCGUUGCGUAAUCAAUAAGUUGCUGUCUCAUGGUGUUCCCUUACCUAACUGGCUUAUCAACAGCUAUAAAAAGGUAGAUGCUGCUGAACUUCUCCGACUCUAUUUGAAUUAUGAUCUCCUAGAAGAAGCUGUGGAUUUGGUGCUGGAGUAUGUGGAUGCCUUACUUGGGAAAGGACAUGAUUACUUUGGAAUUGAGUUCCCAUUAUCAGCUACAACUCCAACUGUUUGGCUUCCAUAUUCUGCAAUUGACCAGCUUCUUCAGGCGCUAGGAGAAAACACAGCUAAUCAUCAUAAUACAGUGCUUUAUCAGAAAGUGCGUGACAAAUUAGAAGUCUACCAAAACCAGGUUGAUAAGGCAACUCGGGAUCAUCUUCUGUAUUGUCAAAACUAGUGAACAAUUUUGAUCCAAGUGUGACUGCUCCAAAUCACCUUGUGCCUGGAGGUCCUUGAGACAAAGUUACAAAAACUGUGCUUUAAACAGAGUUUCUCAGCCUUGGCAACUUUCAGGUAUGUGGACUUCAACUCCCAGAAUUCUCAUCAAAGGCCAAUCUGCCUGUGAAUUCUGGGAUUUGAAGUCCAUACACUUGGAAAUUGCCAUGGUUGGGAAACACUGCUUUAAACUAUUCUGCAUAACUGGCAUGAAGUAUAUGUAAAGCAUUUGCUUUGCAUGGACUGACUAGGAUCAUAGGGAGUCCUAUGCACUGCUGGUAGUGCUAUUAUUAUAAAUUCUAUUUUUUCAUAAUACCUAAAACAUUCCCUGUCAGGGGAUGAUGAACUUUUUUUUAGUAUGGGGGUACUGAGUUAAAUUAAGCUUCAGUCUGUGCUGCACUAGAUACCAGUAAUUACCAGUACUGAAAAAUUGUUUGUAUAAUGCAUGUUGCUACAGUCUUUCUACUGAAUUAUUUUGUAUGAUCUCCUUUGUUCUGUACCAUGUAUGGGCACUAACAACGGUCUUAUUUAUUGUGACAAUUUUUGAAUCAUCUUUAAUAAAAUGAAGUUUUGUUUUAAA
This is a messenger RNA of Candoia aspera, 6327 nucleotides long. RefSeq names its product nucleoporin 160 (gene NUP160). Bases 1942 to 5709 code for a protein of 1255 amino acids. Gene Ontology annotation, molecular function: structural constituent of nuclear pore. Gene Ontology annotation, cellular component: nuclear pore. The record is from RefSeq and is a predicted model, not a curated record. The transcript has 35 exons. Lineage: Eukaryota; Metazoa; Chordata; Lepidosauria; Squamata; Candoiidae.